AUGUCGGGUCAGAGGACUUCUCCGCUCAAGAACUUCUUCGCGGGUGGAUUCGGUGGCAUGUGUUUAGUGACUGCCGGACACCCGUUGGACACAAUCAAAGUACGGCUGCAAACAAUGCCCAAACCAGUGGCCGGACAGUCGGCCCUCUAUUCCGGAACCUUUGACUGCGCGAAGAAGAUUGUGGUCAAAGAGGGAGCUCUCGGUCUCUAUAAGGGAAUGGCCGCUCCUCUGACGGGAGUCACCCCUAUGUUUGCCGUCUGUUUCCUCGGCUUUGGUAUCGGAAAGCGUAUACAACAGACCACUCCCGACGACCCCUUAACUCUCGGUCAGCUGUUCAAAGCGGGAAUGAUUUCCGGUGUUUUCACGACAGCUAUUAUGGCUCCGGGAGAGCGAAUCAAAUGUCUGCUUCAGGUGCAGGCGGCCGAAGCCAGCGGCCAAAUCAAGUACAGGGGACCCGUCGACUGCGCCAAACAGCUGUACGCCGAGGGAGGCCUUAGAAGUAUAUAUAAGGGAACGGCGGCCACACUGUUGCGUGACGUUCCCGCCAGUGGUAUGUAUUUUAUGACAUACGAGUGGUUGCAAAAGGUGCUAACGCCCGAAGGCAAGUCCCGAAGCGAUUUGAGCGCCGGUCGCACACUGUUUGCCGGAGGAAUGGCCGGCAUUUUCAAUUGGUUGGUCGCUAUUCCUCCCGAUGUCCUUAAAUCUAGACUCCAAACGGCUCCGGAGGGCACAUAUCCUAAAGGCAUUAGAGAUGUGUUCAAAGUAAUGAUGAGAGAAGAAGGUAUACGAGCUCUCUAUAAAGGCGCCACUCCUGUCAUGUUAAGAGCUUUCCCCGCAAACGCCGCCUGUUUUUUCGGCUACGAGUUGGCCAUGAAAUUCCUCAAUAGGGUUGCGCCCAAUCUUUAA
Medioppia subpectinata is the source of this 906-nucleotide messenger RNA. NCBI's taxonomy places the organism in Eukaryota, Metazoa, Arthropoda, Arachnida, Sarcoptiformes, Oppiidae. The record is from the annotation of a GenBank genome assembly.